Molecule: messenger RNA, 899 nt
Organism: Paraglomus brasilianum
Lineage: Eukaryota; Fungi; Glomeromycota; Glomeromycetes; Paraglomerales; Paraglomeraceae
Source: the annotation of a GenBank genome assembly
GGAACGGCAAAGAAAACGCGUUUUACAACAGCUACGACGCUUUAACUAAUAGUAUGGUUACAGAACAUAACACCGAUUUUAACUCUCUUACUUGGGGAGACAAAGUAGAACUGGAGCUCAAUGCUCUAAAAGACACUACGAACAUAUGGAACAACACUUCCGAGGAAUCCCUCAAUAGGGAACAAGAAGAAACACAGCUUCCUCCAACAGAGGGAGACAACUGGAAAUCCACGAUAAACGAGGAGAAGCAAGAGGAACAGAAGUUAGAACAAGAAUUAAUGCAAGACCCGGUCGAAGAAACAGACCAAAAUACCCUCUUAUUACAGGAUAAAGUAACAGACAACAACUCGCAUAGAAGUUGGGCGGCGGCUCUUUUCCCCAAGCUCAAACGAGGAAGGGCCACCUUCUCGACGUUCUCUCCCAGAAACGCCAUCAAAUCUAAAAAUAACAAUGCCCUAAUCAUAGAUAUCCACAACAUUCAAAGUUCCUUUAAUGAAAUUAUGGCCUCUUUAUUCGAGUCAACCAAAUAUGAUAUUUCUGCCGCAAAAGCUCACUUCACAAAAGGAACCAGAACGCACCUAGAAGUUACGUUCAUAGACAAAGACAAACAAAGGCAUUAUGCCGCGAAGGGACUAGAAAUUUUACGGAAGACAUACUACGGCUAUAUUCCUGUCGAUACGAGAAAGACGUUCCUCCAGGUUAGGUGUAAAAACGUACCCCUUGGGAACAAAAACGACAUCACAGAAGCGCUCCGGGAAAGCUUUGGAAGCUUCGGAAAUAUAGUAUCGAUUAAACCCAUGUUAAUAGAAGGCACACCAUAUGUAUCCGACCAAUGGAUCAUUACCUUCGAAACAACCGAGGACCCAGACCUUGAAAAUAAACUCCCACGGUUCACACAC